Molecule: messenger RNA, 1909 nt
Organism: Marasmius oreades (fairy-ring Marasmius)
Lineage: Eukaryota; Fungi; Basidiomycota; Agaricomycetes; Agaricales; Marasmiaceae
Exons: 2
Coding region: 147-1811 (554 amino acids)
Source: RefSeq, a predicted model, not a curated record
CGCUGAUCAUUGCCAUCGCUCAUUCUCCCUUCAUCAGUGCUAACGACUUGGAAGACAUCAGACUCCCGUUUUGUGGAUACAACGAAGAUAACAAACCCGGAGAUUAUACACAAGUCGAGUUCGAGAGUCAAGCAGCAUUCUGAACGAUGCCAAUCACAAACCUUCCUCUAGAGAUCAUUCAUAUGAUCUUAAACUUUGUGGUACAUCCCGGUGACGACCUCGAAACAGGACAUCUUACAUGGGAAACUAGACGAGCGCUGCGGGCAUGUUCUCUCAUCUCAUACCUCUGGCUUGCGGAUUCGAGGAAGCGAUUAUUCAGAACGAUUCCGGUUCCUUCCACAGAUACCUCGUUGCACGCUUUCAAACGUCUCUUCUCUUCACUCAACCUCACCUUUGGACCUGCCGAUUUACAAGUGUUGGAUGUGACGGGACAGGCACCCGCGGGCUGGGGCUGGCAAUGGUGGAGAACCCAUCAGAGGAAGGUAAAAAGCGAAAGAGACCGAACGGACGAAAGUUACUGGGAAAAUAUACGCACUUUUGACCGGUUUUUCGACUGGUUAUCCCAUGAUUGGUCUGCAGCAAAGGUUCUCGGCGGGCUGGUAGAAAUGCGUCUUUUCGAAGUGGCAUUUGAAACCCCGAGCUUUCGCUUUCGCAAUUCGGGAUGGGUGUUCUUAACUUCUCAGACCCAGCAUUCCCUACACCAAUCGUUUCCCUCGUUGACGAAACUUGUCUUGCAGAGGGUUAGAUUUUCCAACAGCGUUAUGUUCACAAGUUUCCUUGGUUCGUUCACCAAGACCUUGCAGAUGCUGGAAAUGGAGUGCGUUGAGGUCGAGCACUGUAAUCAUUUCCGUUCGUCUGACGGCAAGUCCACGGAGCCGUUGCUUCCAAACCUUCAUACCCUCAGGACGACAGGCACGGCCGUUGAGUGGACGGCCUACCUCUCCCCUCUACCAAAUUUACGCACGGCCUCAUUUGACAUUGGAGAUGAAGAUCUCCGCAGAGAACAAAUUUCCACCAUUCUCGCCGAUGCUCUCGCGUCUUCUGAGCGUCUACAGAACCUCUCUCUUCUGAACUCCUGUAGCGGUUCCUUCAGAAAUGCCGAACCUGUGGAUAAUGGUAAUCACCUCUCAUACUCUCUUCAUCAACUAAAAAUCUCCUUAGGUCCCUUCUUGACCAGGAUCAUCGCGAAAGCACCUUCCAUCGAGCAUCUGAUAGUUGACAUCCGCGCUUUGGACGCGAACGCCCAUCUCGUCCCCAUGUUCACACAGAAACACCCUAACCCUUGGUUGAGAUCACUUCAUAUACCGGAGUUACCCAAAUACCGAGGGGACUAUGGUUUGUUGGACGAUAUCCUCCGGCAUACGUUCCCACAAUUGCAGGUCUUGCAGUUUAACCUUAGAGUCCCGAAUACCUCUGCGAUGAUGGCGAAACGACGAUCCACUGCCACCCCCUCUCCGCUAACGUUUCACAUUCCGAUGAUUCCAACGAUCGGAAUGCAUGUAUCUAAUGAUGGUGGGGACGAUGACGAAGAAAGGGAUGAAGUGGAUUCUACGCUGGGAAUAGGGGCGUCGGAUGUUGCGUAUGGUGAAGAACUUGUCACUGAAGCUCAGCUUUUCCCAAUAAUGGAUCGAGUGUCUCGACUGGCGAAAGUGGAAGCUACUCUGGAGAGGCUGAGAAAAGAGGAAGAAGAGUUUGCGGUGAAGACGAGAGAGCAACGAGCUCGUCAUGUGUUUGAGAAGUUUGCGAGGCAGAUGCCUUGGUGUUAUGAGGAGCGGGGGUGUUUGCGACCUGCGUAUUUUUAUGAUAAGUAAACUAUAUAAGUUUGGUGUAAAGAUAAUUUUUUUAGCGUUGUAUGUUAUGUGUACCUACUUUGGCUUCGAGAUAUAUUAACUUUUCUUGUAUUGUUCAA